CCCUGGGGUUUACAUCGCUGUGCCCACGGUACCCUCUGCCGCCUCAAUGCGGUGGUGGAUUUCAGAGGCGGCGUUUCCCCAGGCGAGGAGAUUAUUAGGACAAGAAAUUAGUCUAGAUGCAGAAAAUUGGAAGAAAUGGAAGAAAGGAAAAUCAAGAGGAGGAGCCCCAAAUCAUCUACCAGUCACCCUGCUCAGGUUGCUAACUCCAAGAAAAACUCAGUGCCAGUCAGUAAAAGUACAGCCUUUUCAAAUCCUGCACCACAGCCUGCAGUACAAAAAACAAAGUUAAAACGCGUAAUAAAAGAGAAAGCCAAACCUCCAGGAGGCGAAGCAAAAGGGGCACAGGCAGCACCAAUCCAGCAUUCUUUUCUCACAGAUGUGUCAGAUGUCCAGGAAAUGGAAAGGGGACUUCUGAGUCUCCUGAAUGACUUCCACUCUGGCAAACUUCAAGCAUUUGGAAAUGAAUGUUCCAUAGAGCAGAUGGAGCACGUGCGGAGUAUGCAGGAGAAACUUGCUCGCCUCAAUCUGGAGCUCUACGGGGAGCUGGAAGAACUCCCUGAAGAUAAAAGAAAACUAGCCAGUGACUCCAACCUGGAUAGGCUGCUGUCAGAUCUAGAAGAACUGAAUUCAUCUAUCCAAAAACUACAUUUAGCAGAUGCUCAAGAUAUUCCAAAUAGCACCACGGGCUGAAAGAACAGCUUUGUCAAUUUGGAUUCUCCCAGAAGCUUUUCUUUUGUUUUUCGUGACAGUGGAAUCUGGAACAGUUGUGGGUUUGUGUUGGGUUGGGUUUGUUUUUUUUUUUUUUAAAUUUUAAACAAUGAAUAAUCAAAGUGCAAAUCCAAGUGUUUAUUUUUGCACAUUCCUCUGAGCGCUGCAUUAUGUCAGGACUCAGUAUCUAGAGUUUUAAUUAGGUUAUUGUGACGCUAUGCUUUUUAUUAUUGCCUUAUUUAAUAGAAAAAUUAGGGAAACUUGGAAGUACAUUUCUUCUGCUCAGUGUUGUUCAUAUGGUUGAAAAUGAUAUAUGUAUAUAAGUUUUAGCAGUUCUCCAGUUUUUGUGAAGGUAGCGAUGAUGUUGCCUUUCUGAUCAGUAUGUGGACAAUCUGCACACUAUAUCUUUAGUGUUUUGUUGAUCAGUGAUGCCAGAUUAAUUUAUUGUUAAUAAAGUAAAACCUUUUAAAUAUAUGACGUUUCAUUUAGAGAAGUUGCUAUCUGUUUGGGUGUGUUAAGAAGAUACAAGUUCUUGCAUGGUCUGAAUGUUUGUAGAGUUUACUUUUUUUCAUUACCAUGAAUAAUUAUAAAAUGUCACUAAAUUAGAACUAGCAUGCAUGCUAGCAGUCCACAUAAUUUCAUUAAGUAUUGUGAAAUUCCACAAUUGGUUAAACAGUUACAGUUCAAUAAAUCCAGUAU
This is a messenger RNA of Gymnogyps californianus (California condor), 1407 nucleotides long. It is a transcript of the gene CCDC28A, whose product is annotated as coiled-coil domain containing 28A. Bases 136 to 690 code for a protein of 184 amino acids. The transcript is spliced from 6 exons. Lineage: Eukaryota; Metazoa; Chordata; Aves; Accipitriformes; Cathartidae. The record is from RefSeq and is a predicted model, not a curated record.